AUGGUGCUCCUCCAUCCUGCUGGUUGUCUUCAAACUUUUCUCGAGUUGGAUCAGGGCCAACAACUGGCGCCACGCACUCGACGGAAGCGGAAACACGUUCCGCAUCGCCUCCGCUCGCAAGAGUUCGUCAGACGUCGCAACAGCCGCGAGAGGCGCCGCGUGAGGAUCAUCAACGCGGCUUUCGAGUCGCUGCGGCACCGCGUGCCGAGGCUGCAGCAGGACGCCCAGGCCUCCAAGAUCAGCAUCCUGCGGCAGGCCCGCCUGUACAUCCUCAGUCUGACGUCCUUUCUAAACGCUGUUGACGGAGGAACGUGGGCCCACCAAACGGCCACUGACCCCGUCGCCAAGGGCAAGGUAACACCAUCGUCCUCUGACAUUAUCGAGUCUGAAGGCAACAGAACUCGUCUGUCCUUGCUGGACACAGAAAUCGAACCACACAAAGGGACUGAUCAAAAAGCCUGCGUGUGGGAAGACCUCGACAGCGAAAGAGCUGCGAGUGGGGAUGAAGACAGUGUCCCUUGUUCCACCUAG
Molecule: messenger RNA, 531 nt
Organism: Pomacea canaliculata
Lineage: Eukaryota; Metazoa; Mollusca; Gastropoda; Architaenioglossa; Ampullariidae
Product: achaete-scute homolog 2-like
Exons: 1
Coding region: 1-531 (176 amino acids)
Molecular function (GO): protein dimerization activity
Source: RefSeq, a predicted model, not a curated record